Messenger RNA from Colletotrichum truncatum, 531 nucleotides. Its product is annotated as biotrophy-associated secreted protein 2. The record is from RefSeq and is a predicted model, not a curated record. Lineage: Eukaryota; Fungi; Ascomycota; Sordariomycetes; Glomerellales; Glomerellaceae.
AUGGUCCGCUUUUCUCUUGUCGCAGCAAUCUUCGCUGCCACCGUCCUAGCUGUCCCAAGCCCUCUGACGCCAGACCCAGCGGGAGAGAAGAAUGUGGGCAAUGGCCAGGGUGCUCAGUUCAUCGGCGGCGCCUGUCUGACCAGCAAGGACUGCGCUUCCGCAUGCUGUGCUUCCCUGAGCGGUGCCGGCAUCUGUUCCGGAGUUGGAGCCCAGUUCCAAGCAGGCAAGCAAGGGUGCGGCUUCGGUGAUGGCGGUGCCGUCGCUGCUCCAGAUGCUUCGCAGGGAGCCGGCCAAGCAACGCCGACCAUGGAAGCAGCGCCGGGUAACGGAACCAACGCCGGUGCGGGAACGUCAGGAGCGCCAGGUUCCCAGAACGUCGGCAAGGGUAACGGACAGCAGUUCAUAACUGGGCAGUGUCUUUCUGAUGCGGACUGCGCGUCAGGAUGCUGUGCUGGUCCGAAGGGAGCAUGCGCCGCGCGGGCGGUUGCAGAGGAGAAUGGGAAGGCGGGUUGUGGGUUUACUGCGGCUUGA